Recurvomyces mirabilis is the source of this 2133-nucleotide messenger RNA. RefSeq lists its product as uncharacterized. The transcript has a single exon. Gene Ontology annotation, cellular component: microtubule; cytoplasm; membrane. Gene Ontology annotation, molecular function: GTP binding; GTPase activity; microtubule binding. Lineage: Eukaryota; Fungi; Ascomycota; Dothideomycetes; Mycosphaerellales; Teratosphaeriaceae. The record is from RefSeq and is a predicted model, not a curated record. The coding region runs from base 1 to 2133 and encodes 710 amino acids.
AUGCCUCCAACCUCUGGACGUCGCAAGACUCAAGCCGUCCGGCCCAACAAUGAUGAGGAAGACACCGCCUCCAUUUCCGUGGCUCCAACUGGCCCAAGCAUGCUCCAGGGAACCAUGUCCAUGCAGACACUGACACCACAGCAGGUCGAGGUCGUCAUGGACAUGCUCGACCAGCUGCGAGAAGGUGGCGUGGAGAAAGAUGUCGCUCUGCCAGGCUUCGUGGCAGCGGGUGACACCAGCGCUGGAAAGAGCGCCACUCUGGAGCGUCUCGUGGGCAUUCCUUUCCCGGGCGGUACCGGUGUUGUAACUACUUUCGCGACGACUGUUACUAUGCGCCCAGCCAAGGAAGAGCGUGUCCAUGUCACCAUCGUCCCAGGGGACAAGCGUACGGAGGCCGCUGCGGCAGAGUUGCGCAAAUUUCAUCGCGAGAUCAGAUCUCCCGCCGAGUACGGUAAGGUCUACAACGAGGCUACUCAGGCCAUGAGCAAGCACCAAAAGUCCACUACUCUCCACGACGACCGACUUCAUGUGGAUGUCCGUGGUCCCGGCCGCUCACCUCUCUCCGUCAUCGACUUGCCAGGCCUGAUCCAUGCUCCGUUUGGCAACGUCACGGGUCUUGAUCAGAAGCUCAGCCACGAGAUAGUCAAGAAGUAUAUUUCUGGUCCUCGCACCAUCGUCUUGGCCAUCAUUUCUGCUGCGAACGAUGUUGCCAACCAGGCUAUUACCAGCUACACGCGCGAGGUCGACCCAGAAGGCAAGCGUACGAUGGGCAUCAUCACCAAGCCCGACUCUGUCAAGAAACAUUCUGAAAAUGAGAGCUCCUGGAUCCAGCUCGCGCAGAACGAUCUCAUCCCAUUGGACCUGGGCUGGCAUGUUCUAGUCAACAAGAUCGACAAGAACACGACUGCUACUCCAGCCGAAGUCGAUGGGAAUGAGUCAAAGUACUUCAGCCACGAUCGCUUCGAAGGCAUCUCAGAGCAGCAACUUGGCCUCGCAAGCCUGCGCCCGCGUCUCGAGGAGAUAGCAUCAGAACAACUCAUCGCCGUCCUGCCAGAAGUCGAGCGUGAGAUAGACAUGAAGCUCGCCAAAACCGAGGCCAAGGAGGCGGAGCUUGGAUUCUGCCGCACCAACAAGCGUGAGAGACGUGCUUUCAUCGCCGAACUCAGCAACAGCUUCCGCCAAAAGGCUCUGGCCGCGGUAGAAGGCUCUUACGCCGAUCGAGUUCAGCGCUUGACAGGCCAGAACGACGAGAAAUUGCUGUCCAAGGUACGUAUUGCCAACGACGGUUUCGCCGCCAAUAUGCGUCUUUACGGCGCUACGCUACGCAUCGAGGGCGCUCUCAACGUCGAGGAUGCCAAGUCUUCACCUCAGAGCAGCGCCGCAUCCGAGUACGAUACCUUUCGUAGCGAGGGCAAGGCUUCUACCCGCAAAGAUGCUCUUGUGUGGGUCAAAGGCAAAGUGAAUGAAUGUCGCGGUUCCGAACUCCCUGGUGCGACCAACUCAGGCGUCGCCAAAGAACUGUUCUGGCAGCUUGCUUCAAAGUGGGAGAACUUCGCCACCACGCACGUUGAGAAGGUCUUCCAGCUCUGCAAAAAGUUCGCAGAUACCCUGCUUACCACCGUCCUCGGCAAAGGGGCCGCGGAUCCCAAGGGUAGGAUCAAGACGACGUAUAUCGAUCGCAAGCUCCAAGCUGCCAAGCAAGAGGCUCUCAAGCGUGUCGAGAGGUUCGUCGAAGCGCAGAACACGGCUCUCUAUACGUACGAUUACGCCAGCAACCAGCGCGCACGCAACAGUUUCUACCUCGACGCUAUCCGUGGCAAUAACGGCAACACACCUCCGUACACCGCCCACGAACAGCAAGCAGUCGAGGCACUCGACCAGGCCAUGGCCAUCUAUUACGUCCGCCUCAACUACUUCGUCGAAGCCGUGAACCUCGAGGCCGUCGAGCAGGAAAUGGUCUUCAUCAUCCCGAACUUGCUGGCGGAUAUUACACGCCAGACUGAUGAGGAGCUCGAGGGUUUGGCGGCGGAGUCGCCUAAGAAUCAGCGGAAGCGCUUGGAGAUUGAGGCUUCGAGGAAGCGGUUGAUGGAUGCGAAGGGGAAGUUUCAGGAGUGUCUUGGUGGGCUUUAUUGA